Vespula pensylvanica (western yellowjacket) is the source of this 3897-nucleotide messenger RNA. RefSeq lists its product as uncharacterized. Gene Ontology annotation, cellular component: plasma membrane. NCBI's taxonomy places the organism in Eukaryota, Metazoa, Arthropoda, Insecta, Hymenoptera, Vespidae. The transcript has 26 exons. Gene Ontology annotation, molecular function: olfactory receptor activity; odorant binding. The record is from RefSeq and is a predicted model, not a curated record. Gene Ontology annotation, biological process: detection of chemical stimulus involved in sensory perception of smell; sensory perception of smell. The coding region runs from base 80 to 3706 and encodes 1208 amino acids.
AGAGAAAGAGAGAGAGAGAGAGCUUUCUUUAGCUUCUUAUAGAAACUAUUCUUCAGAAUGUUAACUUCAUCACUACGACAUGGAUAUAUUUCAACGUCAUUUCUAUAAGCUCAAUAAUCAAUUAUUAUCCUUAGUAGGUUUAUGGCCUUAUCAGGAUAAAAGAUCUCGUUUAUCUCGUUUAUACUUUUUGAACAUUGCAUUGGUGUCUUUUAACAUGACACAGAUAUUUCAAUUGUACACUUCUAAAGGAGACUUUAAUAUCAUUAUUGAAAUAGUCCCGACUAUGGCAACGAUGAUAAACAUGGCGAUCAAGUAUUAUACUUAUUACAUCGGUAUGUUCAAUAUAAGAAAACUUUUGGAUAAAAUGAUCAUCGAUUGGAAAAUGUGGAAUACAAAGGAAGAAAUAGAAAUAAUUAAAAGAUAUGCCGAGGAAGGUCGUCUCUAUACUUUGGCAUAUACCAUAUACAUAUAUAUUAGUACGAUAUUGUUUUUAUCAAUAUCGUUUCUACCUCUUUUUCUGGACAUAAUUUUGCCUUUGAACGAAUCACGGCCUUUACAACCGAUUGUUUUAGGCGAAUAUUUUAUCGAUCAAUCUAAACAUUUUUAUUUUAUUUUCUGUCACAUGGCUUUAACAAUUCUACUCGCUAUGACGAUUGUAAUAGCAACCGAUACUCAGUUCUUCGUUUUCACUUCUCACGUCUGCGGAGUGUUUUCAGUCGUAGGGUUUCGUUUCGAACGAUUAAUGAAAAGUGAUACUACUACGAAUAAAUAUUUUAAUUAUCCAGAAUCAUUCAAAUACGUUGCAUGUUCCAUCAAAGGCCACAGCAGAGCUAUAGAGUUUGCGAAUCUCAUCGAAUCAUCUUUCUCAACCCCUUUGCUUAUACAAUGUGGAAUAAACGUAGCAUGCUUGAGCGUUUCCUUAUAUCGAAUGACAAUGUUGUUAGACAUGUCCACAGAAACAUUCAAAUAUGGUGCCUUUUUAGCUGCACAAUUAUUUCAUAUAUUUUGCAUUUGUUAUUCCGGACAAAGGAUAAUUGAUCAUAGUAGUGAAACCUUUUUAAAAGCAUACAAUGGUCUAUGGUACGAGGCACCGAUAGAGAUAAGAAAAUUAUUACUCUUGGUAAUAAAACGAGGCAUGAAACCUUCCAAAUUGACUGGUGGGAAAGUAUUUGUCUUUUGUCUGAAAGGUUUUUCAACGAUCGUUCAUACUUCUACCUCAUACUUCAUGGUAUUAUCUUCGGUAGCAGUGUUGUAUGAUCAGUCGAUAGAAGUAAUUAAAUUUAUUGCCAUUGUCUGUGCUGAGUUAUUUCAUUUACUAUUUGCCAGUUUAGCUGGACAAAAUGUAAUAGAUUGCAGCAGCGAAGUUUAUUUUAAAGCUUAUAGUGGCCUCUGGUAUGAGGCCCCUAUAGAAGUACGUAAAUUGCUUAUAUUGAUAAUGAGAAGGAGCUUUAAAUCUUCUCAAUUAUCCGCUGGAAAAAUGUUCGUCUAUUGUCUGGAUGGUUUCGCAAUGAGUCUACCUGAAUAUUUUAUGCGGGAGAAACUACCCUUUGACUUCUUCGAGAAUAUCGUUCAGUCUCCCUUGCGUUCUCUUAACGACAUGGAUAUCUUCAAGAAUCGUUUCUAUAAAAUUAAUUAUCGUCUCUUAUGCUUCCUUGGUUUGUGGCCAUAUGAAAAAUCUCGUUUAAGCCGUGUUUGCCUGAUGAAUAUACCGAUGCUAUCGUUCAACUUAACACAAAUUCUUAAACUCUAUACUUCUAAAGGAAACUUUGAUAUCAUGAAAGAAGUUAUACCAGUUUGGGUUGCAUCGUCAAUUGUCAUUAUUAAGUAUUAUCUAUUUGAUUUCAGUGUACUCGAUAUUAAAUUGCUUAUGGAUAAUAUGAUAGUGGAUUGGAAUAUGUGGAAGUCCAAGGAAGAGAUUGACAUUAUGAAGAAGUUUGCCCAUUCCGCAAAAAUGUAUACUUUAGGAUACACAAUAUACAUAUAUAGUUUCAUGUCAUUAUUUCUAUUGGUAACAUUCUUACCACCCUUAAUGGAUGUGAUCAUACCUUUAAACGAGAGUCGUCAUAUGAAAUUGCCUACUCCGGCCGAAUACUUCCUUGACGAAGAAAAACAUUUCUAUUUGAUCUAUUGUCAUAUGACCAUUUCAAUAAUAAUCAAUAUAACGACUUUCAUUGCCACUGAUACUCAACUAAUGGUCUUCUGUUGUCACGUUAGUGGUGUAUUUUCCGUAAUAGGUUUUCGUUUGGAAAACUUCCUGAAGGACAACAUGGUUCAGGAUGGAUUAUCUGAUCUUCAAAAAAAAGAAUGUUACAACCAUGUUUCUCUUUCAAUCGAAGGACAUAAGAGAGCUUUAGAGUUCGUCAAACGUAUGGAAUCUUUGUUUUCGUAUUCUUUGCUGAUACAAUGUGGUUUGAACGUUCUUUGUAUGAGCUUCUGUCUUUAUCAAAUAAAUAUAUUGUAUGAUCAAUCAUCAGAAGCAAUUAAAUAUAUUGCAUUAGUAGUUGGCGAGUUACUCCAUUUACUAUUUGCCAGUUUGGCCGGACAAAGUGUAAUAGAUUCCAGCAGCGAAGUUUAUUUUAAAGCUUAUAGUGGCCUCUGGUAUGAAGCACCUAUAGAAGUACGAAAAUUAUUAAUAGUGAUUAUGAAAAGAAGUCUUGAACCUGCUUGUGUGUCAGCCGGAAAAAUAUAUAUCUACUGUCUGGAUGGUUUUUCAACUGUACUUAAACUGUGUACUUCUGAAGGAAAUUUCGAUAUCAUGAAAGAAGUUAUACCUGUUUGGGUUACAUCAUUAAAUGUCGUCAUUAAAUAUUAUACUUUUGAUCUCAGUAUACUUGAUAUUAAAUUGCUUAUGGACAAUAUGAUGAUGGAUUGGAGUAUGUUGAAGUCCAAGGAAGAGAUUGAGAUUAUGAAGAAGUUCGCUCGUUUGGGAAGAUUGUAUACUUUAGGAUAUACAAUAUACAUAUACAUUUUCAUGUCAUUAUUUCUAUUGGUGACAUUUAUACCACCCUUAAUGGAUAUAAUUAUACCUUUAAACGAGAGUCGUCAUAUGGAAUUACCUGUUCUCGGCGAAUACUUCCUUGACGAAGAAAAACAUUUUUAUUUAAUUUAUUGUCACAUGGCUGUUACAAUAACAAUUAGUAUAACAAUUUUAAUUGCAACUGAUACUCAACUAAUGGUCUUUUGUUGUCAUGUUAGUGGUGCAUUUGCGGUCGUAGGGUUUCGUUUGGAACACUUUUUGAGAAAUGACAUAACUCUGGACGAAUUGUCUGAACUGCAAAGAAGAGAAUGUUACAAACACGUUUCACUAUCUAUUAAUGGACACAAGAGAGCUUUAGAAUUCGUCAAACGCAUGGAAUCAUUGUUUUCGUAUUCUUUGCUAAUGCAAUGUGGUUUGAACAUUGUUUGUAUGAGUAUUUGUCUGUAUCAAAUAAUAAAGUUGUAUGACAACUCGGUAGAAACAAUUAAAUUCAUUGCAUUUUUCAUUGGCGAGUUGAUCCAUUUAUUUGUUACCAGUUUAUCAGGACAAACUAUAAUAGAUCACAGUAGUGACGUUUAUUUUAAAGCUUAUAGUGGCCUUUGGUACGAGGCGCCUAUAGAAGUACGUAAAUUAUUGAUAUUGAUAAUGAGGAGAAGCUUUGAACCUUCUCGAUUAACCGCUGGAGACAUAUUUAUCUACUGUCUGGAUGGUUUUGCAACGGUAAGUUAAAUUAAUAUUUAUAGAUGUAUACAUCCAUUUAAUUUUUCUAAUUGAACUCAAAAUUACUUCAAGAUCGUGCAAACUUCUACCUCAUACUUCAUGGUACUUUUAUCGGUCCAAUAAUUAACCAUUGAUAUUUGUAAGUUAUUUGUUAUUUAAAUGUAGAAGCAAUUUCAAAUUAUUCAAUUGCCAUUCAUGAU